AUGAGCCAGUGAGGCAGCCAGGCUCGCCACAGCCCGGCACCACACUCACCACCACCACUGUGUGCCGCUCACCACCCACCCCACCCACCACCCGACACCCAUCCUACCGCACACGCCGCAGCAAGCUUCACGCUAGUACGCCUUCGGCAUAGUGUUUCCCGGGGCCGCCCACGCCGCCCAUGACCCGCUGCUGUGGUGGGCGGACUCCGGCUCUCUGCCGCCCGGCCCCCCGCCGCCCCCGCCCCCGCCCGCGAGGCCCCCUUGAGUGUCGUCGGUAACUAUGCGCUGUGGGUCAGGGACGGGCCGGGGUUAUGGUGUGUCGGCACUGUCCGCGGCCCCCCUGGCGUCCUGCCCCCAUCGCCUUCCUCCUACCACCGCUCCUACUCUCCCUCGCCCUCGCUACCACUCACAAGCCGCACACUAACACUACCCCGCCCACACUCUCGUACACACCCCCGCCACCCACUACCCAGGCCACCGUACACCACACCCACCAAUAUACCCACAUCCACCACCAACACUUCUUCGCCUUUGCCGCUGCACGGACGGCGCCCGAGCACCAGAAGGGCGAGAAGCAGUGCGCGGCGGUAGCACCUUUGGAUGUGGAGAGCAAGGAGGGCAUCCCUGAGGUAAAACUUGAGGCUAAGUGUCAGACGUGUCGCCAGGAGAACAAGGAGGAGUGUCUCCGGGGGAGGGUUCCGUGCCCUACGCUGCCCGAGGCGCUGUGCUCCACGGAAGAAGUGGAAAAACGGGAGGAAAAAAUUCGCAAAGUAACGUUAAGGUACUGCCCGCACAUGGCCCUGCACUCCGUCAUGUGCGAGGAGCAGGUGGAGAGUGUCAUAAACAGGACAUUGGCCGGGUGCUCCACGGUGGCGCGGCACCUUCAGGAGAUGGACGACAUGGUGGGUCGCGUCCUGCACCAGCAGCAGGCACUCCUCUUCAAGUACAACUGUGAGAGCAAUUACUCCAUCACACAAACUUGCCUCGGAUGUCAGGAGGCGUACCGGUACUGGGUGUGCUCGCAGCUCUUCCCCUACUACGUGGACGGCAUCAGAGUCAAGCCGUGUCGGCGAUUUUGUCACGACGUGGAGCAGAAGUGUCCUUACUUCCUCCCCAAGGAUAAACCUGUGGCUGGAGAGCCUACCUUUCUCUGUCAGGACCCGAAGAUCGGCGAGCUGGAGGAGCAAGAGUCCUCGUACGGCCCCGACUCGUGUUGUUACCACACCUGCCCUACACACCAGGUGAUGGGCGUCGUCGUCAAUGAGAUCCCGGAGCACGAGCCCCUUCCUACCCUGUGCUCCACCUGCCACAGCUCCACCUCCACCACCUCCUCCAGCACUACCGCCUCCACUACCACUACCUUAUCCUCUUCUUCCAGCAGCGGCGACGCCAGCACCUCGUCGUCCGGCUCUCCUCCGCGCCCACUAGACCAGCACAAGGCCAACCACUCACAGUGUCUUUCAAGCAGCGGCGCGGACUCUUGUUUACUUCCCUCACACCCUAGCCCGGUUUCUCCGUUAAGCAGUGCCAGCUGCUCAGUUAUAUCCAGAAAACAUUGUUGGACUCGUACAGCGUUAUGUAUAUUGUUGUUAUAUUUAGUGCGAACUCGUGUCUUGCUGCCGCGGGGGUUCACCUAGUGACUGGCGUCCAUAUCGUGUGAUGUAGGGAGUCUUUACCGGCCCCCCUCACCCCCUGACUGACCCCUUCCGCCCCUUUCCCCCUUCCCCUCUCCCGCACUGUUGUUACCGUUGAACCAGCUUUCCCUUUGGCGUGUCAAUGACUUCCUCCUUCGGUGUGUCAGUUACCUCCUCCUUCAGUGUGUCAGUUACCUCCUCCUUUAGUGUGUCAUUGACCUCCUCCUUCAGUCUGUCAGUGACCUCCUCCUUCGGUGUGUCAGUGACCUCCACUUUCAGGGUGUAAGUGACCUCAUCCUUCAGUGUGUCAGUUACCUCCUCCUUCAGUGUGUCAGUUACCUCCUCCUUCAGUGUGUCAGUUACCUCCUCCUUCAGUGUGUCAGUGACCCCUCAGUGUCCUUCCGACACCGCUGUCACACAGGUCAUUCUUCUCAAGAGCUUAUAAUAAUGAGCCAGGGUCCUUCUCCAGCAGGGGCAGGGGCUCCUCCUCCUCCUAGCCAAACCCUUUAUUGAUACCCUUUCUUCCGCUUUCCUCCGGUACUACCCUCGAAUCUCCACUCCCUGAAAUUAUAUAAUUUCCUCCCUUGAAUUUAAUUAAAACAGAUCGAGCUUUGAUGCAUGGCAUUUGGCUCUUAUGGUUUAGGCAUCCAGCUAAGCAGUUUUCUCUCCAAAUUUAACUCAUAUUUUGUCCCACUCCUCUUGCUUCCUCGGCCAAGAGGCAUUUAUUUUUAUCGUGCCAAGGAUAAUGUGUGCGCGCCGCCCCUCACUGCUUCCUGUGGCACACUGUCUCACACUCCAGGAUAUCCACUCACCCCCCUCCUGUACCGACGAUGCCUCCUGCCUGUUCACUCAACCCCUCCCGCUCUUACAUGUGUCCUCAUCUACUUAACCUGUGUUUUAUUAAGGCUCCCCCUCUGCCCCUUGCCCCUGCCUUACCUACUAAGCCCCGAGCAGCCCUCCCCUUCCCUCCUCUGGCCACUUCACGUGCCGAGUAUGCUAACAGGGGGACCCCGGUUGAUCGUAUGUGCUGGGUGAACGCCCCGACAGGUGUACCUCUUGGAUGAAUUAAGUGAAUACUUGUAAGAGAUGAAUAACUGAGUGCGUCCAGUCCCCCAGCCCUGUAGAAGGUGUGGAAAAAUGAACGAGAUUACCCAUCACCAUUUUAGAAAACAGGUGUCAUCGUCUUUUGGAAAAAAUUAAACAUAUCCUACUCAAGUUUUAAGUCUUAUACUUGCAAUAUGACUUACGCCAAAAUUCUCGAGCCCUUCUUGCUGCAACCUUCCCAAGGAUUGAAACUUCUCGUGUCUUAUAAUUAAUGGAAUAUAAAUCAACACAGUGCACUACUUUGGAUACUAGGUAAUGGUCAGUGUCAAGCCCUAACUUCCCUAAACUAAGGCAGCACAUUAAAAGAAAAAAAAAGGUGCCUGGGAACUCAACGAUUCGUGUUUUCAACCAAGCUAUUUCUUAGGUGUUGCUAAGAAGAGUUCCAGAAUUAAGGCAAGUUAGUGCGACCAUAAAGGAUUACUCUGCAAGCAAGACGAGUGGAGGCAUCAGCAGCAGCAGCAGCAGCAUCAUUAGCAGGUCCUAGCUGCAACAGUUGCAGUUUAAGGACAGACAAUCACUGUGCUAAGUUGUGCCAUACGGUCCCACACACUUCGUCGCUCCUCACCUAUUAUUUAGUCUCACUCUAAUUCCCAAUAUUUGUUAUACUCCCAGAUAUAUUUUUAGAAUCGUAGCUGUGUUGGAUAACUAUAUAAAUAAUAAAAAAUGAAAAUAUUUCACAAGGCUUGAUAAAAGUUUACUCCAGAGGUUAGACCGAACCAAUUUCAUACCGGCCACACAGAGGUUCUUGUUGUGAAGGUCUUAUCAAUUGUACGCACACUUUACAUCUUUCAAUAGAAAUAGAAAUGUGGCAAUUUAUAAUUAACUAUUUUUCCUAAAAGAUGUACUGUAAAUGCUAUAUAAUAUUUUUGAUAGAUUCUUCCAGGAAGAAGCUAUUGUCAUUGCACUCUCCUAUUGUCUUUGUUUACAAGAGAUUCUACACUUCCUGUUGUCAGCAUCGGGAACUUUAUGGUAUUUAUUUAGCAUUAUUAAGGUAUUAUUAUUAAGCAUUAUUUUACUAAUCAUCAUCAACUGUGUUUAUGAAAGUGUAUUUUAGUGUCUUAAUGUGCAACCUCAUAAGUUUUGAUUCUAUGCGAGAGAAAAACAUAACUGAAGUAACUCAUCUAAGUCAGGUUUGGUUAUUGUUUCUGGUGUUACUCUGUGUCGUGUAUCCUCUCAGUCUUCCUCCUACUCUAGUUCUCUGUCCUUAUUCUUUUUCCCUUUAUCUCUACUAGGCUAUCUUCUACCUCGUUGUCACCAGACUUCAAUUCUCGCAUUUAUCUGCCCACUUUUAAUUCCACUUUCUCGUGUUUAAACUAUAAUUUCACGCCUGUUAUCCCUUAUUAUCUUCCACGAUGAUGGCCUUGGGGUGGGCACCUUGUAUCAGUCUUAAGUAACUCUAAGGAAAGACCAAAUCCGCGGGCGAAUUCGGGUGUCACACAAUAUGUAGUUGGCUCUCAGAUAUGCACAAGCCUUCUGGCCAACUGUUUUUUAUAAACAAACUUUCCAUUUAGCUGGUGAAUGUAUACAAGCCUCCUAGUUAAUCCAAUAAUCCGACAUGAUUUUAGUCAGCAUCAUAGUUCAUAACUUGGUAACCAUAUUGUUAUUAUAACUGUUAACGCAAUUUUUAUUAUUACUUUUAGCCGUUAUUAAUACUGCAUAAAUUUAUUCUUUCUUUUAAAUACUGUAUAUGAAAAAUUAUAAAUAUUCGGAGUGUUCCGUAAUACCUUUCAUAAAUCAGGGGUGUAUUCGUGAGUCAUAAAUAAAGAUAAUGACUAAAUGACCAAAUUGUCAAUUCUCCAUAAUUUCCGAGUAACAGCACAUGACAGGUUUGGUAGGAAUGUGAUGAAACCUAUAUGGGGUGUAAAUGAAACGUCCUCUGUUGUUAGUGACGUUUAUUAACAGUAACUGUAGGUUAUGUAUAUAAGCUACUGUGCCGAGUAGCAACCCUGUAUAUAAGCUACUGUGCCGAGUAGCAUUUAUAUAUAU
Molecule: messenger RNA, 4724 nt
Organism: Homarus americanus (American lobster)
Lineage: Eukaryota; Metazoa; Arthropoda; Malacostraca; Decapoda; Nephropidae
Gene: Mid1
Exons: 3
Coding region: 312-1637 (441 amino acids)
Biological process (GO): calcium ion import across plasma membrane
Cellular component (GO): plasma membrane
Molecular function (GO): stretch-activated, monoatomic cation-selective, calcium channel activity
Source: RefSeq, a predicted model, not a curated record